AAGAAGCUGUGAAGGGAGAGGACGAGGAGGGGACCGCUAGUCUAACUGUUUGCUUAUUGUAGCCUCCCUUUAGUUUUUCAAUACUUUUAAUUUACACUUUACCAGACUUAAAACCAACACAGAAGUCAUUACUGUGUCUUUUAUUCAGUAUUUUAAUCAGUAAAUGUCGCGUCAAACGUGUUAGGUGACGACUUAUUGACGAGGGGCAGUUAUGGGCACCAGAAAACGCUGAGUACUCUUUAGAUUACCGCCAUGGGCACCGCUUCUUCUCUGGUUAGUCCAGGGGAGGUGAUAGAAGAUGGAUACGGAGGUGAAGGUGGGGAAGCCUGUGAGAUCCCGGUCGAGGUCAAGCCCAAAGCCAGACUCCUUCGUAGUUCCUUUCGUCGAGGGCCUCGGGUGAUAGGGGCCAGUUUCAAAUCAACAGGCUCUGUGGAUCUGGAGUACGCUGCCGAGUAUGAAAGACUGCGCAAAGAGUACGAAAUAUUUCGUGUCAGCAAGAAUAACGAGAUCUCAUCCAUGCAAAAGAAGGAGGCCAAGCUGGAUGAGGAAAACAAGAGGCUGAGGGCCGAACUCCAGGCACUGCAGAAGACUUACCAGAAGAUCCUUAGAGAGAAAGAGAGUGCUCUUGAGGCAAAGUAUCAAGCUAUGGAGAGGGCCGCCACCUUUGAGCAUGACAGAGACAAAGUAAAACGACAGUUUAAGAUUUUCCGGGAGACUAAAGAGAAAGAGAUUCAGGACCUCCUGCGGGCCAAAAGGGACUUGGAAGCCAAACUGCAACAGUUACAGGCUCAAGGUAUCCAGGUGUAUGAUCCAAAUGAUUCUGACUCAGAUGACAACCAAACUACUGUCACCGCUGCAGGGACCCAGUGUGAGUACUGGACUGGUGGUGUACUGGGAAGUGAGCCCUCUAUGGGUAGCAUGAUGCAGCUGCAACAGACCUUCAGAGGACCCGAGUUUGCCCACAGCUUAAUCGAUGUGGAGGGACCCUUUGCAAAUGUCAGCAGAGAUGACUGGGAUGCUGCAGUGGCCAGUCUGCUUCAGGUGUCUCCUCAUGUGCCCCAGGCCUUAUGGAGUAACACAGUGCGCUGCUACUUAAUAUUUACCCAGGAAACCAAAGCAGAGCUGGACAUUUUUAUUAAGAAACACUCACCCAUUCUACGGAAGAUGUGUGAGGGUCUAGGCCAUUUCUACCUGAAUGUCUGCUUCCCAGAGGAGAUUGCUGCCUCAUACAUUGCAGAGCGCAAGCAGGAGCUCGAAAGGAGUUCUGUGUGUGUGCUCCUUCUCAAAUCCACUGUAACUAGCUCUGUGGUGGAGGAUUGUGAGGAAGCUUUUGUGAAGAAUCCAGACGGCCAUCCACUGGUGCUCUACCUCAGGGCUGAAGAAGAUCGCAAUCUGGCUGGACCCACCAGGCAACUGCUGGAAAGGGUAAAUGCUGCAGACAAGGCUGGAAAAGUGAAGGUUGUGGAUCAUAGUGGUUCUGCAGAAGAUGGGGCUGAUCUGAUUUAUGCUCAGUUGGAAAAAGUCAUCAAACAGGAGCUGCUGGGUCUUGAGAUGGCAGAUGUUGACUCUAAGGAUUCUGGGAUAGAGGACGGACGUGAGGAAGAUUCAGGAGACGUGCUGUGGGAUCUCCACGAUGAGCAAGAACAGAUUGAGUCGUAUCAGCAGGCCUGUAGCAGCACCACCUCCCAGUUAGGCUUCCAGAAGUAUAUAGAUCGUCUGAAUGACAUGAUAGCUGCUCCCCCACCCACCCCUCCUCUUUUGGUAUCGGGUGGUCCAGGCUCAGGAAAAUCUCUCCUGCUCUCUAAAUGGAUAGAGCUGCAGCAGAAACAGUCACCCAACACCUUGUUCCUUUAUCAUUUUGUCGGUCGACCUCUUUCCACAAGUUCAGAGCCGGUUCUGAUCAUCAAACGCCUCACAGUCAAAUUGCUGCAGCACUUCUGGUCCAUUUCUGGCUUAUCCAUGGAACCCAGUAAGAUACUUGAGGAGUUUCCUCGCUGGCUGGAAAGACUCUCUGCACGGCAUCAAGGAAACAUAAUCAUUAUCAUUGAUUCCAUUGACCAAAUUCAGCAAGCAGAAAGACACAUGAAGUGGCUGAUUGACCCUCUACCUGUCAAUGUCAGAGUGGUGGUAUCAGUCAACGUAGAGACGUGUCCUCAAGCUUGGAGGUUGUGGCCCACGCUCCAUUUGGACCCACUGAGUCCCAGAGAGGUGAGAAGUGUUGUCAGUGCAGAGUGCCAGAGCAUGGAUCUCAAACUUGCCAAAGAGCAGGAGAAGAAACUUGAAAGACACUGUCGCUCUGCAUCUACAUGUAAUGCAUUAUAUGUCACUUUGCUGGCAAGGAUGAUCACCAGCAGUAGAUCAUGCUGUUCACUGGAGAAGAGUCUGGACCAGUGUCUACAAUGUCAGGACACCAUGUCUCUCUAUCGUCUCGCACUCAAGAUGACUCUGAACUCGCUCAACACAGACAGAGAGCGCCACAUAAUGAGAGAGAUUCUGUGUCUUGUGUGUGCCAGUCAUAAUGGAGUUAGUGAGUCAGAGGUACUAGACCUUUUCCCAGAGCUGGAACUACCUGUCCUGUCCUCUCUACUUUACCGCCUGAACAGACUCUGUAUUGUAACUCUCCGUUGUGGGCUCAUCAGGUUCCAACACCUGCAAGCCUGGGAAGCUGUGAGGUCAGAGUUUCUGAGCGGAGGAAGCAGUUCUACAACUUACAGAGAGAAACUGAUCCAUUACUUCAGCCAGCAGCUCAGCCAGGACCGUGUCACUUGGCGUGUUGCAGACGAGUUGCCGUGGUUACUCCAGCAGCAGGAGGACAGGACUAAACUGCAGCUUAGUCUGUUGAACCUCUUUGUCUCCCAAAACCUUUACAAAAGGGGUCAUUUCUCAGAGCUGUUGGCCUAUUGGCAGUACGUGGGAAAAGACAAAAGCUCCAUGGCCACUGAGUAUUUCGACUCCCUCAAACACUAUGAGAAGAGCUGCGAGAGUGAAGACAGCAUGACCAAGCUGGCAAACCUGUAUGAGACACUGGGUCGGUUCCUCAAAGACCUGGGUCUCCCUAGCCAGGCUGUAGCUCCUUUACAGCGAUCCCUUGAAAUCAGGGAGACAGCCCUGGACCCAGAUCACCCCAGCGUAGCUCGAUCUCUGCACCAGCUGGCUGGGGUUUAUGUUCAGUGGAAGAAGUAUGGAAACGCUGAGCAGCUGUACAAGCAGGCCCUGGAGAUAAGUGAGAACGCCUACGGUGCUGAGCAUGCCAGUGUAGCACGAGAGCUGGAGUCACUGGCCAUGCUCUACCAGAAACAAAACAAGUAUGAACAAGCAGAAAAACUCAGGAAAAGGUCUGUGAAGAUACGUCAGAAGACUGCUCGCCAGAAAGGUCAUAUGUACGGUUUCACUUUGUUGCGACGCAGAGCCCUACAGCUGGAAGAGCUGACCCUGGAGAAAGACUCAGCUGACUGUGCCAAAACACUUAAUGAACUGGGUGUUUUGUACUACCUCCAAAACAACCUGGAUGCAGCCAAGGUGUUCCUAAGUCGUUCACUGGAAAUGCGGCAGCGUGUCCUCGGCCCAGAUCAUCCAGACUGCGCUCAGUCCCUCAAUAACCUGGCAGCGCUGCACACGGAGAGGAGAGAGUAUGAGACAGCCGAGGACAUGUACGAGAGGGCUCUGGACAUUCGCAAGAAGGCCCUGUCACCGGACCACCCCUCACUGGCGUACACACUGAAACACCUGGCCAUGCUCUAUAAACGCAGAGGGAAGCUGGAGAAGGCUGUUCCGCUGUACGAACUGUCUCUGGAAAUCAGGGAGAAGAGUUUUGGGCCCAAACACCCCAGUGUGGCCACAGCACUGGUCAAUCUGGCCGUGAUCUACUGCCAGCUGAAGAAGCAUGGUGACGCCUUGCCUCUUUAUGAGCGAGCACUCAGAGUGUAUGAGGACAGUUUGGGUCGUUCACAUCCACGUGUCGGAGAAACACUCAAGAACCUGGCCGUCCUAAGCUAUGAAGAAGGUGACUUUGAGAAAGCGGCAGAACUUUACAAACGUGCAAUGGAGAUCAAAGAAGCAGAACCAUCGCUGGUGUGCGGAAAUGCUCCAUCUCGGCAUUCAUCCAGCGGGGACACGUUCAGCCUAAGGGGACCUGGACCCCUCCUGCACGCCCCAAGGUGACUCCUCAGCCACUUUCUGCCACACAGUGAUACUUUGGCUACUUUAAUUAUCACUGAGUAGCUAAAACUUUAAGGGAACCUGGUCCUGCUCAACGUCCUGCUUAUCCAGCUGUGAUCAUUGUCUGGAUGGAGGAGUUGUGUUUGGUCAAACAUACUGUAACUGCCAAUAGGAUUCUAUAGUCCACAUCAUAACGCUGUGAAAUCAACGCAUUUGCAAAAAUUAUUUAUGAAUCUAUAGUAUUCAUAUGUCAAGAACUUUGUUAACUUAGUCCUUUUACAGGCCUGGAACUCAGGAUUUAUUUGAGAGUGAAACACGUCUUCCCGAUUAACCUCGAACAGUUUAUGUGCAAAGAUAAAACAGCAAACAGAUUCAUUUUCUGAUUUGAAAAGUCCAGCCAAGACACUUAAACAAAACUUGAUCACAAUACUCACUUUUUGAGCUUUCAGUGGAUUCUACUUUUUGAAGUCUUUCCAGAUUUCUGUGUUUUUUGUUGUCUGAUUUUAAUAGGAUAAAAAAAAAAAAAAAACACUCAGAAGGUGUUUUAUAACUUCUCAAAAUUAGAUGGUGAAUGGCUCAAUCCAAUCAUGCUUUUAACAGAAUACGCAGUUCAGUUUCUAAAUCUGCAUUCUGAAUAAUGAUGUUAAAUCUGACAAAUGCUGCCAUCUCUCAUCUGUAAUGUGAAUGAGUAACAGUCUGUAUUUAUAUUCAGUAAUUAUGUGUUUUGUAUUAAUGACACAACCAGAAUUAAGUAUUCAGUUUUAACAAAUUAUUUCAAAAAUACAAAAAAAAAAUGGAGGCUAAGAUAAGUAACAAAGUAUUACCAUGUGUGAAGAAACAUCACCUCUGCUACUAAUAUGCAUUUAUUUAUUCAUAUAUUAAACAGGGAGAUUUAAUGCAAUUGCCAAUGAAUGAAUGCCACAAGUUUCUAUGUAGUAAAAAUAAUGAUUUACUGUCUGACCAAACGACCAUAAAGCCAAGACAAAGAGAACAGUGUGCCAUAAUAUGUUGCCAAAUGUAGUACAUACUGUGUAUUUGUUAUAUACAUAUAUAUUGUAUUCAUGUAUUAAUGUAAUUAAAAGCUGUACAGAACCAAAAAUAUAGCAUCAAAAAUAUAAACAGCACUGUAAUCCACCCAAUAAAUACUUUAUUGAGACAA
This is a messenger RNA of Sphaeramia orbicularis (orbiculate cardinalfish), 5317 nucleotides long. RefSeq names its product nephronophthisis 3 (gene nphp3). Lineage: Eukaryota; Metazoa; Chordata; Actinopteri; Kurtiformes; Apogonidae. Gene Ontology annotation, molecular function: protein binding. Bases 253 to 4161 code for a protein of 1302 amino acids. Gene Ontology annotation, biological process: convergent extension; kidney development; determination of left/right symmetry. Gene Ontology annotation, cellular component: ciliary base; ciliary inversin compartment. The record is from RefSeq and is a predicted model, not a curated record. The transcript is spliced from 28 exons.